Cucurbitaria berberidis CBS 394.84 is the source of this 1977-nucleotide messenger RNA. RefSeq lists its product as uncharacterized. The coding region runs from base 1 to 1977 and encodes 658 amino acids. NCBI's taxonomy places the organism in Eukaryota, Fungi, Ascomycota, Dothideomycetes, Pleosporales, Cucurbitariaceae. The record is from RefSeq and is a predicted model, not a curated record. The transcript has a single exon.
AUGGCAUCGGCAACACCUCCACGGCGGUUCAAGGUCGAGCCUAUCGAGACGAGUACCAAGUCGUCUAAAGACCGGCCUCAGGAAAAGCAGGUAGUGAAACCAAAACUAGUUCGAAGAUUCGCUCCUGAGCCAAUUGAGACCAUCAAGAAAACACAACGCAAAUUUGUGCCGGAACCCGUCGAGACGACAAAGAAGACCAAUCGUCGCUUUGCGCCUGAACCUAUAGAGACCUGUUCGCGGAGUAGUCGUAAAAAAUUUGCUGAAGAAUGGCAGGAGCAAACGUCUCCGAGCAGCCCAAGAAGGUUCAAACCUGAGCCAAUGGAGACUAUGACUAGCAGCAAUCGCAAGCCCAAUUCGCAGCGGCCACCUAAGAAGUUCACGCCUCAGUUGAUAGAGACCGCUCAGCGAUCUCGCAAGGCGGGUGACAUUACUCCAGCUAUUCUCCCUUCGGACAAGACUGAGGCGACUCCCGACAACAUCAUCAGCCCUAGGAGAGCACGAAUUUUAGGCAUUCCGCCAACUCCACCAACGAAUACACCCAUUCUGGAUCUACCUCAAAACCCACUGUUCUUAGAGAUACAGCGCAAUGCAUCUCCUUUGUCAAGGCGGCGGUCCUACUUCAGUUCAUCUCAGCAUUCAUUUCGCGUACCCGAUCUGGAUCCCAUUGAAUCCUCCGAAUCAGAGGCUUCAAGCCCGUCAUCACCUACUACAUCACCGUCAGUUACCUCUGAUCACUCAUUCAUGUACAAAGAAGCCACGCGAAGACGAGAGAGUGUGGACGACAGGUUUUCUGGCUACUUGCUUGAGUUGGCCGCUAAAGCCGCCGAGAAGCAGCUGCGCGAACAGGCGAUGGCUGCGUUUCCAAAUGACGAUUACCAUGAGCCUGUAGACCAUUAUGUUGAUCAUGAUGUGGAAGAUACAGAAAUGUCUAUCGAUGAGGCGAAACACGGAGAGCGGUCAUCAUUUACAGAGGUCAAUUGGGAACUAGAGGCCAUGCGGAGACAUCAGGAGAAGCAAGAGCCAGAAAAGGGAAAAGAGAAGCAAGAAGCUCCUUCUAGCAAGCAAAAAGAGCAAACGAAGCCGGCCUAUAAUCCUUUUGGGAACCCAGCCGGGUUCCUAGACACUGCCACAGCCAAAAAGCUUGCAAAGGAUCCGGAGUUGGAGCGUAUGCGAAAGGGUGCCCGUCCUCCGAUGCUCGGCGAGGAAAUCAAGUUUCCACGAUGCACGUCCCCUGAGCCAUCGCGUUUUGAUCCCACACAAGGAUGUGAUGCUGUCCGUACCGCCAUGUGCUACCUCUCGGAGCAGUCAAAAGCUGCCGAGAAGGGAGAAAGUCUAUGGUGCGGGCGGGGCAAUGGCAAACAGACAAGCCAGACGCCACCUCUUUGGUCCAAUGCCAACAGUCGGGGUUCAAGUACUCAUGGCCUAUGGGGUGGUUUCUGUGUAAAUGGCGGAGAGAAGUCUCCUCGAGGACCUACUGGCCUUCUUACUCCUUAUAAUGAGAAGCCCAAUCCUUUCUCACCCUGCCCGACUCCUUCAAGGAGCUUACUGCCUCCAACACCACCAACAUCCACCUACGGUAUCGCGACUGACUUCUCCGGCAUCGAUGAGAAGCUCGCUAUCGAACAGACUAUUACAGAGGACUUCGGCGACGAUUUCGUUACACAGGUUUACAACUACUUGUCUCUCGGGUACCCUUCGAUGGCCCGUCCGUUUGAUACAGAGCUGUCGAAGAUCUCGAAGAUCUCAGUCUUCGAGCUAAGGCAGGACGAUUACCUCGCAGAGUCCCGAGGUUAUAUUCGACUUGGGAAAGAUGGUAAUCUCACCGACCGCGCAAUCACCGAGGAAACGUGCAUGCGAUGGCGCGCGCUACGAAUAUACAUCCAAGAGUGGGCGAGACAACACCCCAACAUGGCUGAAGAUGAGUUCUUCGUCGGUGGUCGUGGCACUGCGGUCAGAAAGGGUAGUUGGGCUCUGUAA